CGCAGGCGCGCCAGGCGCCCCGGCUCUGGAGCAUAAACAAGAGCGGGGUCGGGAUGAGGCGGCGGUUGAUGUCCGAGUGGCGGGUGGCGGCGAGCGAGGCGGCGAGCGGGGCCCGGCGCCGACCCUGAGCCCACCCGGACCUGCUCUCCCGCGCGCCAGCCCCGGGCCGGGCCCCGCCGCGCGCCCACCAUGAACCUGGCGAGCCAGAGCGGCGAGGCCGGCGCCGGCCAGCUGCUCUUCGCCAACUUCAACCAGGACGUCACCGGUGGGGGGCCUGACCUGUUGUCCCUGAUUCUCCGCCUCCCCCUGGUUCCUCAGCCCUCCCGCUCCAGCCUCUCCCCUGUUCGGGCCCUUCUUCGUCUCCCUGUGGUCUCAGGGUCCGUUUGAUCUCCCUCUCUCCCCGCCUCGCUGUUCUUUUUGACAGAGUAGAAUCUGGAUGGAGGGCAGUGAAUGUAGAAAACGGACCAUAGCAAUCUUUAAAGAUGAAAACUACUGAAUGCUAGCGUUCUGUGUGACCAAAAGCCAGUCCAACAAAAACAGUUUGGACCACCUGUUGCAGGAGGUUAUAACUGAGAUGGACUAUGUUAUACUAAUCCAGAAUUGGGAAAAAGGCAUCAAGAAAAGCUGGUCCCCGUCAUCUCCCUCUUCUUGGCUGGUUAGUUCCAACCCUAGUUUCUGAAAGUCUCUAGCUGUUGGUAGUAAAUCCGGUUAUAAAUUUUUCUCCCUUUCUUCUGUGGAUAAACUGGAACAGAUCUAUGAAUGCACUGAUACUGAAGAUGUGUGCAUCGUGGAAAGAUUGUUCUCAAGCAGCUUAGUGGCCAUCGUUAGCCUCAAAGCUCCCAGGAAGCUGAAAGUUUGCCACUUUAAGAAGGGGACCGAGAUCUGCAACUACAGCUACUCCAACACCAUCCUGGCCGUGAAGCUGAACAGGCAGAGGCUGAUCGUGUGCCUGGAGGAGUCCCUGUAUAUACACAACAUCCGGGACAUGAAGGUGCUGCACACCAUCCGGGAGACGCCCCCGAACCCUGCAGGCCUGUGUGCGCUGUCCAUCAACAACGACAACUGCUACCUGGCGUACCCGGGCAGCGCCACCAUCGGGGAGGUGCAGGUCUUCGACACCAUCAACCUGAGAGCGGCGAACAUGAUCCCGGCUCACGACAGCCCGUUAGCCGCGCUGGCCUUUGACGCCAGCGGAACCAAGCUCGCCACUGCUUCUGAGAAGGGGACCGUGAUUAGGGUUUUUUCCAUUCCAGAAGGACAAAAACUCUUCGAGUUCCGGAGAGGAGUAAAGAGGUGUGUGAGCAUCUGCUCCCUGGCCUUCAGCAUGGACAGCAUGUUCCUGUCGGCCUCCAGCAACACUGAGACUGUGCACAUCUUCAAACUCGAGACUGUGAAAGAAAAGCCUCAGGAGGAGCCCACCACCUGGACCGGCUACUUCGGGAAAGUUCUCAUGGCGUCCACCAGCUACUUGCCCUCCCAGGUGACAGAAAUGUUCAACCAGGGCAGAGCCUUCGCCACGGUCCGCCUGCCUUUCUGUGGCCACAAGAACAUCUGUGCGCUGGCCACAAUCCAGAAGAUUCCCCGAUUGCUGGUGGGAGCCUCAGACGGGUACCUAUACAUGUACAACCUGGACCCCCAGGAGGGAGGCGAGUGCACCUUGAUGAAACAGCACAAGUUGGAUGGCAGCAUGGAGACGACCAACGAGAUCCUAGACUCCACGUCCCACGACUGCCCCUUGGUGACGCAGACAUACAGCACGGCUGUGGCCAAGGGUCCUCACGUGCCUUCGUCCCCAACGGCACUGGCCUACACGGACGAGCUGGGCGCGGUGGGCGGCGCGGGCCUGGAGGACGAGGCCAGCGCCCUGCGGCUGGAGGAGGACAGCGAGCACCCUCCCAUGAUUCUCCGGACGGACUGAGCGUGACCGGUGAGCUCUUCAGACCCCCGAGGCAGAGGACACUGGCGGACAGAGGACGUCGCGGCGUGCUGCUAUGAACUUUGACCCGAGCUGGGGAAGAGGAUGGCAGACUUCAAAAGGAAGAAAAAAGAUGUAGCUGUAGUUGCAUUCCAUACUGUCGAGAAAUACAUUGUUUUCACUUCAGUGGCUUUUAAUUCUGCUUAUGAACUUUAGCUUUUUGUUGGUUUUCUCUUUUUGCCAAAAUUAACUGUUUGGUGAAACCCUGAAACCUCCUUGCCUUGCAUGUGUUCGUGUGCCAGCCCAGCUCAGGAGAGCGCGAGCCGCGUCACAGCAGCUGCAGGCAUCUGGGCUUCCCUGUGCAGCGUGAGGAGCAGCCGAGGAGGCGGCGAGCGGAACGGGUCUGGUCCUGCUUGGGCGGGGCCAGGCGGCAGCCUGGGAGGGGGGGUCCUCUCCCUCUAGAGCCCCUCUGGGACCAUUUUCCCUGUUUUAUUUUGUUAAUUAAAUUCUUUCCAAAUUGGA
Hippopotamus amphibius kiboko is the source of this 2437-nucleotide messenger RNA. It is a transcript of the gene WIPI2, whose product is annotated as WD repeat domain, phosphoinositide interacting 2. The record is from RefSeq and is a predicted model, not a curated record. Bases 986 to 1918 code for a protein of 310 amino acids. Gene Ontology annotation, biological process: protein localization to phagophore assembly site; protein lipidation; autophagy of mitochondrion. Gene Ontology annotation, cellular component: phagophore assembly site membrane; cytosol; extrinsic component of membrane. The transcript has 15 exons. Gene Ontology annotation, molecular function: phosphatidylinositol-3,5-bisphosphate binding; protein binding; phosphatidylinositol-3-phosphate binding. Lineage: Eukaryota; Metazoa; Chordata; Mammalia; Artiodactyla; Hippopotamidae.